Scatophagus argus is the source of this 2113-nucleotide messenger RNA. It is a transcript of the gene trnau1apb, whose product is annotated as tRNA selenocysteine 1 associated protein 1b. The transcript is spliced from 9 exons. The record is from RefSeq and is a predicted model, not a curated record. Lineage: Eukaryota; Metazoa; Chordata; Actinopteri; Scatophagidae. The coding region runs from base 156 to 1175 and encodes 339 amino acids. Gene Ontology annotation, molecular function: RNA binding.
AACCCCCACUUUAGUUUGAGACGGAAGAGGGACCGAGAGUCGAAGUGUUUAGCUUGAACGCGUGGUGAACUUUCAACGUUGUAAAAUUUCGAUUUUCCACCCUCAUCACCACCAACGAAGCCUUCUACAGUUUCAUCUCCGUUCCAGACUGAAAGAUGUUUAACAGACAGACCAGCCUGUGGAUGGGUGAUUUGGACCCAUACAUGGAUGAGAACUUCAUCAAACAGGCCUUCAGUGCUAUGGGAGAAUCGCCGUUUGGAGUCAAGAUCAUCACUCACAGGAUAACAGGUGGUUCAGCGGGAUACUGCUUUGUGGAACUGGCAGAUGAAGCAAGUGUUGACCGCUGUGUCCAAAGACUCAACGGAAAACUGGUUCCUGGAUCAAACCCGCCCCGGAAGUUUAAGCUAAACUAUGCCACCUAUGGCAAACGGCCAGAAGCGGGGCCGGAGUUCUCAGUGUUUGUGGGCGACUUGGCCUCUGAGGUGGACGACUUCCAACUGCACCAAGUUUUCAAGAAGUACCUUUCCUGCAAGGGAGCCAAAGUGGUCACCGACCAGUACGGAUACUCCAGAGGUUACGGUUUUGUCAAGUUUGGAGAGGAAAGCGAACAAAAGAAGGCGAUCGAAGAGUGCCAGGGUACGAUGCUGGGUGGGAAGCCGCUCAGGCUCAGUAUCGCUGUGGCAAAAAGCCAGAAGAUGAGCAGCUACCAUGGGGGCCAGGGUCAGAAUUACCACAGCAGCUACAACCAGUCACAGUCCAAUUACUACGGCAGCAAUAAUAGCGGAGCUCAGGGGGGUUACUACUCUCAGUGGGGUGGCUAUGACCAAUACAGUGGCUACAACAGUGGCUAUAACAGCAGCUAUAACACUGGCUACAACAGUGGCUACAACUACAACUAUGGGGCCUAUGGAUACCCCCCACCAGGCCACAUGAUGCCACCACCUCCCAUGGGGAUGCCACCCAUGUCCACUGACAUGUCUGGAGCUGUAGAGCAGGGCCAGGAGGAGAGCGGGGCCAUUGAGGAAGACAACAUGGAAGAGCCCAUUCCUGAGUGUGACGUGGAGCAGUGGAACAAGGAUUUUAUGCAGCGCAGCGAGGAACUCUACGACGCCAUGAUGAACUGUCACUGGGAACCUCUGGACUCCGUUAAUUCCCCCAUCCCUUCCCUCUCCUGAUAAUUCUCAUCCUUCUGAUGGCUCUGUAAACCUUAAAUAAUUCAGUUUUUUCUGAUUUUGUACUACCCACAAGUCUGUCACAAUAUGACACCACAUUGACACUUUCAAAAGGGCAACUUCACUGUCUCAGCAUCUUAUUUAAAGCUCAGAGUACAUUCACAUGUACACAAAUAUUCACUUGAUUUUAAUGUUUACCAUGUUGGUAAUAUUCAAAAAGUAGUUCAACGGUGAAGUUACUGAGUAGUGUAUACAGUGAACUCUUGCAUAAGUUUGGGAUGAGAUGCAGCCUUCUCUGCUGCUGACUGGCUCACAGUAGCUGUAGCAAACUGAAUGUUGUGAAUAUUUUCAUAUUUGACAAUGUCACUGAGGAACAAAUUCUACUGUCAUUUACUUUUGUUGACACCAGCAAAAGCUAACUUUGCUCAUUGAAUAUGGCCCUGUUGAAUCAGAGUUUCUCUUCUGAGAACAAAAGUUGCAACUAUGCCUUAACUAUCAUUGGCCAUGUACUUCUUUUCAGUCUAGGAUGAUUAUUGUUAGAAUUACUUUGUAUAUACAGAAUAUUGGUCUUUCUUGUCUUGUCCAUUUUUUUAAUGAAGGAUUUUUUAAAUUUUUCUGACAGAUUUAAUGAACAUUAUCUGAGCAGAAGUUCAAGUAUGGGAAGAUAAUAUCGAGUUUAUCCAGUAAUCAACUACAAAGGUAAUUUAUCACUGUUUUCCACACAGUGUCUUUCUUUGUGUCUUUCUAUAUAGUAGACAAAUGGUACAACCUCCCGACACUUUUGAGCGCUGUGAAACUGCAUGUAAUUAUUUUGUGAGGUUGGCAGUUGAUUUGCUGUUAUCAGAUGUCAAGGCACCGUUUAUCCUCUGCUGUCUGAUGGACAAUGUUUUGUAUAUUUCUUUCUUGAGACGUUUUAUGAAUAAAACAAAUCUAGGAGGAAA